AUGAAGGGGACCGAGGAAGUCACCGCCCUCCUCCGCGCACCUUCCGAGGCGGGAGGCGAGCGCAUCGCAUCGCAGCGCCCGGUCAAAGGGAGCCCCAACCUGGCGGGCAGCGGCCACCUUGCCCGUCGGAUGGCCGGGGGGGGGGAACAGAAGGGGCUCGAGGCCGAGCUGCCGAGGGGGCUGCGCCUUGACACACACACACACACCGCCCCGCGUGUCUCUCUUGCCCCCCUCCCUUCGCAGGUGCCCAUCGAGGAGCCGAUCGUCUCGACCGACGAGGUGAUCUUCCCCCUGACCAUUUCCCUGGACAAAUUGCCCCCCACGACCGUCAAAGCCAAGAUCGUGGUGACGGUAUGGAAGCGAGACCAGGAGAAAGCGGAGGUGCGGGAACGCGGCUACCUGAGCAUCCUGCAGGAUCGAGCUCCCUCCCAAACCUUCCGGGAAGAACAGGGGGCCUUCAAGGCUCAAGUGAGCACCAUGCUGACUGUGCUGCCACCUCCGGAGCUAAAGUGCCAACAGCUCAACGUGUCGGGANUUCAUCUUUGCCCACUUCCUUCUUCCCUUCCAGUUUUGAAUGGAGCUUCCCAGGAGGAACUCUCUGUAUGGGAUGUACGGAUCCUUCCCAAUUUUAAUGCCAGUUACCUUCCCAUGAUGCCUGAUGGGUCUGUCUUGCUUGUUGAUGAUGUCUGCCACCAGUCAGGUGAAGUCUCCAUGGCCUCCUUUUGCCGUGUCCCUUCUGCAACCUCUUCGUGCCCAUGUGCCCUUCGUGCUCUUGAGGAGCAGAACUUCCUCUUCCAGCUGCAGGCACCAGAGCAACCCCCAGAAAGUGCCAAGGAGGGUCUAGAGGUCCCGCUCAUUGCAGUGGUCCAGUGGUCAACCCCCAAGCUGCCCUUCACCACCAGUAUCUACACACAUUACAGGCUACCUAGUAUCCGCCUGGCUCACCCCCGGUUUGUGAUGACCGCAGAAUGCCCCUCGCCUGUCACCCUCCACCGCCGCUUCACCGUUACCUACACCCUCAUCAAUAACCUGCAGGACUUCCUAGCUGUACGUUUAGUGUGGACCCCAGAAAGUGCUGGUGCUGGCAAGAAGCUCUCCUGUGAGGAACGGCGUGCCAUACAGGACACCCAGGAGGCAAUUGUGUGCCACACCCCACUCAACAACUUGGGGUUCUCCCGCAAGGGCAGCGCCCGCACUUUCCGGGUCACAUUCCAGGCUCUGCGUGCUGGCUUAUACGAGUUGUCCCAGCACAUGAAGCUGAAGCUGCAGUUCACCGCCAGCGUCUCCAACCCACCCCCCGAGGCCCGGCCCGUCUCCCGCAAGAGCAGCCCCGGCAGCCCUGCGGUCCGCGAACUGGUCGAACGCCACCAGGCCAGCCUGGGCCGCUCCCAGAGCUUUUCUCACCAGCAGCCGGCUCGUGGGCACCUCAUGAGGUCAGGCAGUGUAAUGGAGCGCCGAGCCAUCACACCCCCGGUGGGGUCUCCAGUAGGGCGUCCCCUUUACCUUCCUCCAGACAAAGCAGCUCUUUCCCUUGACAAAAUUGCCAAACGAGAGUGUAAAGUGCUGGUGAUUGCACCUGGAACAUGAUGGUCUGGGGAGAGGGAACCCCGCCCUUGGAAAGGGAGCUGCUUCCUGCCCCACAGCAGAACAACUGUCCCCCAGCGCAACUCUGACUGGCCCCCGUGAAAAUGUCCCUUGGCUGCUGUCCCCACAUUGCCCUCUCCAGCCCAUGGUGUGCCUGGCAAGCAAGGAUCUUUCUGGGCAUGGCAGCGGUUCACUGCCCUGCCUGUUGCCCACCAUUCUCCACUGCUCAUGCCAGGGAGCUCAAAGUGGCUGGCACCCAUUGCCAGGAAUUCUCCCCCCCCCCAUCCCCACCCUCACCCCGCAUCAGCUCUGGCACCUCUUUUCCUUCCAUUCUUUUGGGUUCAGAGCAGGAAUCGGCAUGGAAAUGGAAGCGCUUGGCAACUUCUUGUCUCCUAGACAGGAAGAACAGUUGCAGCUACAUCCUGGUGGGAUCCUGGAC
This is a messenger RNA of Pogona vitticeps (central bearded dragon), 2023 nucleotides long. The record is from RefSeq and is a predicted model, not a curated record. NCBI's taxonomy places the organism in Eukaryota, Metazoa, Chordata, Lepidosauria, Squamata, Agamidae.